Molecule: messenger RNA, 186 nt
Organism: Acaulospora colombiana
Lineage: Eukaryota; Fungi; Glomeromycota; Glomeromycetes; Diversisporales; Acaulosporaceae
Source: the annotation of a GenBank genome assembly
AUGUCUCUUCCUACUGAAAUCCAUAUGCACGCACCCACCUCGGUUGCUCGCAAUCCGCCUAACACUCGCUCCCAACGACAACAACACCCCCUACACCUUGUCCCUGUACCAGAGGAAUAUGUUCGCUUCUCUCAACCUGUCAUAAGAGAAGAAUCAUUCUAUGAUGGUAGGGAGAAUCCUGUCAGG